Cryptococcus amylolentus CBS 6039 is the source of this 1243-nucleotide messenger RNA. RefSeq lists its product as hypothetical. The transcript has 6 exons. The record is from RefSeq and is a predicted model, not a curated record. Lineage: Eukaryota; Fungi; Basidiomycota; Tremellomycetes; Tremellales; Cryptococcaceae. The coding region runs from base 101 to 1009 and encodes 302 amino acids.
CCUCAUUUCAUCGAUUUCUCUUUCUCUUCAUCUCUUUCCUUCUUGCCUCCUGUACUGCAUACAUACAUCCCCGACGCUCCUUACCCGCCCACCCCGUAAGAUGAAGUUCGCCACCCUCCUCUCCGCCACCUCGCUGCUCACCCUCGUGUCUGCAUCCAGCGCCCCUCUCGUCCUCCACCGACGCGACAACGCGACUAUCCCCUCCUGCGCCGAUGACUGCUUCAACACUGUCGACACUGCCGGGUCUUCCUGUGAUGAUGGAGAUAUUGCCUGCUACUGUACCGACGAGCAAGUCGUCGGCUACCUCAGAUCGUGUCUGAGCGCUAGCUGCAGCACUUCCAACGUUACCAACGCAGUAAUCGCUGGCGAAGAGAUCUGCAGUGCCCACGGCGUCGAUGUCUCCAUGUCUGACGACGGCACUUUCUCUGCUACCACGACCAACACCGCCAUCGCCGAGGCUACCAACUCGUCUUCCGCUUCCGGCGCGUCUUCUACUAGCGAAUGGUCUAGCGCGAGCGAGUCUUCCGCCCUGAGUGCUGCCUUGUCCUCUUCCACCUCUGCUUUGGAGAGCUCGGCGGCUGGGUCUGCGUCCGAUUCGAUUUCUGCUACUGCCUCAGAGACUAGCGCGACUUCUUCUGCUUGGAGCGAAGCCUCUUCUUCAGAGACUGACUCUUCGAGCGCCCUUUCCACCGCGUCUCAAAGCUCUUCCUCUGCCGCGAGUGCCGGAGCUAGCUCUUCCUCCGCCGCCUCCGCUUCUGGCACCUCCCCCACCACCAUCUCCGAGGCAUCUUCAGCUUCUGCCGUUUCUAGCGCCGCAGGAUCUUCCGGCACCGCCAAGUCAUCCGCCUCUGGCUCCUCUUCUGCCAGCUCCAGCACCGGAUCUUCCACCGCGGGCUCUGGCCUCGCUGCUGACUCUUCCUCUUCCUCCUCCUCCUCCAGCGCUGGGCGUCUGGUGGCUGGUCCCGCCGUGCUCGUGGCUGGUAUCUUUGGCGCCUUGAUGGUCUUGUAAGAAGAAAAUGGAGUUUUUGUGAAUCUCUCGAUGGAUAAUUUUCCUCUUCUUGGAGAAAGGAGAAUGGGGGACGUUUGUGUAUUCAAAAUGUGUUGGUUGGGUAUCAGAUAUCUGUAUAAACAUCUUUUGAGAAUUAGCGGAAUGGACAUUGGCCCAGCGGGUCUGGAUGGUGGACUUUUGACAGAAAAUCAGUGCUAUUUUGUGUGCUUUAGAAAUGCAGUGCAAAUGCGGACA